Messenger RNA from Phytophthora infestans T30-4, 2991 nucleotides. RefSeq lists its product as uncharacterized. Bases 1 to 2991 code for a protein of 996 amino acids. The transcript has 13 exons. NCBI's taxonomy places the organism in Eukaryota, Oomycota, Peronosporomycetes, Peronosporales, Peronosporaceae. The record is from RefSeq and is a predicted model, not a curated record.
AUGGGGAUCACGAUGAAGACACAGAGCGUAUCUCCGCGCCGGAGCGUCGUACUUACUAAGGGCGACUGGCUCGACGUGAUGGAUCAAGACGGAGUGUGGAACGUCGCGCGAGUGCUUAGUGUGCCGUCGUCCGAAGAGGUUGAAGUCAUGUACGACGGUUGGCCCGAGGAAUACGACGAGGUUGUUCGCGUGGACAGCGACCGCGUGGCCCCAUACCACACAUUCACAUGGGCUGUCAAGUGCUGGGUCAAGUAUCUCAACUGGCCUUUGUGGCCCUCCGUUUGUCAGAUUACAAUUCGCACGCCUGGAACAAUAGCCGGCAUCAAGAAUCUUACGCUGGAGAACCGCCUGUACGUGGAUUUUCUGGAAGACGCCACAUUUGCCAAUCGAGACCGCUGCUGGCAGAAAAGACGCCAAGUGCAGCUAUUUGAUGGAAACUUUGACAAAAAUCGGAAAGAGACGAAUGGCGCGCAGUUUGAGCUCGCGCUUGGGUCCGUUCUCCAGUCGGAUGCAACUGCAAAAAUGCCAACGUUUGCCAAGGGCACGCUGCCAUUACAGUACGAGAAUACAACGACCGAGUCGGUCGAAAGAAUGCGCAAACUCAUGGGCAGUAGACUUUGGUACCGCAAUUUUAACAAUAACAGAGAGCGCCACUUGAAGACACACAAGUACGAGACGAUGGGCGAUGAAGAGGACGAAUAUUCCAGUGAUGAAGCUGCACCGGUGCUAAAACUGAAAGUCCGAAGACCAAUAACAUCACCACCACGGGACGAUCAAGACUUAAAGAAGAAGAAGCGUCCAUUGCCUGCGAAGAAGCAGUCGGUGGCGGUGAAAAUUGAGCAGGAACCGCUGGCAAAAGUUGGACUUGGCAGCAGUGAUGACCAGGCGAGUGGAGGGGAGCGUAGUGCUGCACUGACGAAGAAGCGACGACUGCGAAGUAAAGGACGCUCAGCUGUGUCUCCCGUGACUCGUAAGGAGAUGACACCGACGAAAGGGAAGCGGUCGAGCUCUCCUGAAGACACCAACUUAGCUUCGAGUAUGCCACGGCAUGUUACGGUACUAAUGGAUGAGAUUAUUGUUGACGACGAUGAAGACAGUGGGGACGAUGACGUUCAUCGUAGAAGAGUGGCGAGGAAGCCUUCGAGAUCGCCUAGAAAACAAUAUGCAGAGAGCGAGGAAAACGACGCGUUCUUGGAGGAUGAGCCCUCUCGGAAACACAAGAUGAAGACAAAAACUCCACGCUCUGGUCGUCAACGAGUCCGACAGAGACAAACAGAGAAAGUUAUACCUCACAACCGGAAGGCAAGCAGCGGUGAACCUACAGAACCAGCCAUUGGGCGCAGAAAAGGUGUGUUCUUGACUGUCGAAGAUUCUUCCCUGUCGCUGAGUGAAGACAACGAUGAGAACAUGCAUUCCGAUGGCUUUGACCCGGGUUCCAUUUCUGAAGCCACAAGUCCGUUAGCCAAUUCCCAAGACAGUUUAGUAUCAGCGCUUUUGGCUGCCAAAUCGAAGGCUGUCGAACGUUUGAAGAUCAACUCGGACGACAAAGCGACAGUAGGCGAUGCCAAAGUAACUCCUCACUUUGUCAAGAAAAAAGGCAAAGAUGAAGUCGACUGGGAAGAUGAAGAGAAAGGAGCUCUAAGAGACGCAGCGAAGGAAGUGGAGCGACCAGAUAAAGCUCUUAAGAAGUCAGUGGCCAGUAGUCAGUCGAAGCACGCAGAAGACAGCAAGCAAGACACGGAUUCUGAAGCUGUCGCUGCUCCACCGAAGUCAAGCAAGAGCAAGCCACUGAAGCACAGCAAACCCCCGCUGUCUCUGAUUGAGCAACGCAUUGCGGCUGCCCAAAAGGAAUUACGAAACUUGGACAGGGAGAAGAAAGAAGCGGCCAAAGCUACUGCGCCGAAGCGAUCCAGUUCCUCGUCAUCUUGCUCUCGAGAUGGGUCGCAGCCAAGUGCCUCAAGAGCAAAGAAAGCACACUCGUACCAGCCAAAAAGCUUGGCGUUUUCAUUUCUCCGGGUCGAUGACAAGGUUAGCGGCUCCUCCGUUGUUCCGGGCGGUCAAGAAGAUAGAUCACCGAUGCUUGAGUUUUCCUCUAGCCAACAAGGCCACUCGUUUCUGUCAGUAGAUCAAAGAGCAGACAGCUCCGACCGUCCCGAGUCAAGUACAGUUGGGGCUUUAUUUGACGAAGACACGGCGCUUGACUUCCAUAGCGAUUCCAAGGAGACAACGGAAGAAAAAGCCGAGGCGAAAUCCCUACCAGAGGUGGAAAACGCUGCACGUGCGACCGAGGGGAAUGGAGACGAGAAGAAAGAAGACGAAGAUGAAGAGAUGUCUGGACGUGUUUGUAUGAUGCAAGCAGGCUUAGAGGGUAGAUUGGACGAUGACGAGGAGCAGAGUGCUCAGCCAAAAACUAUGAAGAAGACGGUGAUUAGCGUGCCGAGAAAGUUUGAUGAAGCAGCGCCUGAUCCUACGGAGUCGAGAUGCCUGGCUCCCAACUUGCGAGAGGAGAAAACUCCAAUGACAAGUCAAAGCGGGGAUGAUGAGGAUUUCAAGGAUACUCCGGAAUGCAAACGACGACCGCUGUAUACGGUCCGACAGCCACCUUUGAUUCAGCCCUUGAGGUUGUCUGCGUUCACUCAGAAGACGUGCUCUCAACUCGGAAUUCCUUCGGACGAUCUUGCCCAUGAGUGGGUUGUGCUGUUUCGAGCGAUCAGUGGCGGGAAAAUAGGUGAAGGCAUGCCACUUCAGAUCCCUGAUACAGUUCUGCUCAGUCCAAGCGGGUACUUCAUCGGCUUUCGAGUCUCCCCGAAAGCGAUUCUGGAAGCAUUUGAGACGCCUCUGCCUUCUGAACGGCAUAUUUCCUCCUGUUUGGACGAUAUCAUUGCUGUGUGUCGUAUUGGCUUUGAGGUGGAGAAGCUUUCUCGACGGAAACUUAAAGGAUAUGGAACUCCCUAUCAUCAGCAUACCGUCGGAGUUGUCGUCUACUUCUAA